AUGGAGGAAGAGGGAGAUAAUAUCAACAACAAUGAAGACAGCGAUGUUGAAAUCAUACCAGAAACAAUGACCUCUGACAGCGAUGGUCCUACUGUACAGGAGGAUGACACAAACGUUAUUCAAAAUUCUCCUUUUAUCGGUCAGGAAUUCAAUCAUUUUGAGGAUGCAUAUGUGUUCUACAACAACUAUGCUAAGAGUUGGGGGUUUUCUGUCCGUCGCUCAAGGAAGGUUAAGAACGUCAAGGGAGAGGUAACAAGUGCAGCCUUCGUGUGUUCUUGUCAGGGAGUUCGAGAAGCACAUAAAGGUCCACAAAAGAGGGAGUCGCCUAUGGAGAUCAGAUUUCAGUGCAUGGCUAUGUUUCGUGUGAGCUUGAACAAGACAAGCAAUAAGUGGGUGGCUGAUAUAUUAAACUCACAGCACACUCAUGACCAAGUUAGGCAGAAUCAGGUACAUUACUUGAGGUCGCAUCGAGGAUUAACAGAAGCAGACAAGGCAGACCUCCGAUUUAAAAAGGAUGCCGGAAUGAAACCUUCUCAGGCCAUUAAGCUUGCUGUGCAUUGUGUUGGAGGGCAUGACAAACUUGGGUAUACAGUUAAAGAUGGGUUAAAAUUCAGCACCAAAGACCGCGCUGAGAGAAUCAGCGAGGGUGAUGCAGCAACUGCACUGGCCUAUCUAGAAUCAAAGAAAAGCACAGACCCACACUUCCUCCUCCGAUACACUACUGAUGAGGAAAAAAGGCUCCAUUUUUUUAUUUUGGGCUGA
Molecule: messenger RNA, 762 nt
Organism: Linum trigynum
Lineage: Eukaryota; Viridiplantae; Streptophyta; Magnoliopsida; Malpighiales; Linaceae
Source: the annotation of a GenBank genome assembly